UCAUUAUUCCAUUCCUUCCUCCAACCGAUCAUCCCUGUUUCAUCUUUUGGUCUCUAUUGAAAAACAAUCAUCAAACAAGAACAACAAAAAAACCUGUUCCUCUUUCCCUUCUUCCAAUUUCCCCAAAAAAGAAAAAAAACACCCUCUCUCUCUUUCUCUCUCUCUUUCCUUGCAAUUAGCGAUGCAACAAGGAGAUUACGGCUCUGCUCCAUAUUACCAACAAUACUCUCACUUCCCAAACCCGAACCCGAAUCCGAACCCGAACCCCUCCGAUCCUCUCCCGAAUCCUUACGCCUCCGCGCCGCCGUUCACCUCCACAUACACCUCCUCCUCCUCCGCCGCCGAUUACUCCGCUUAUCCCUCCACAUACCCUCCCUUCUCUCAAAAUCCCGAUCCUAUCCCUGCCCCAGUUCCUACUCCCACAGCUCCUUCAUAUAAUACCUCAGCUUCACUCCCCAAUUUGAACUCGCCUUCCUUCAAUUCUCCGCCACAACAAUCGUCUUUCCCUCCUUUCGAUUCUCACGUGCCGUAUCAACCGCCAAAUCAGCCUCAAUCACAACCACCACCGCCGCCCUAUUAUCCACCGUUCGAUCACCAUCAGGCGCCUCCUCCCAGCUAUGCACCUCCACAAAACCCAAUCCCUAACCCUAACCCUAGCCCCAAUCCGAUGUACUCGGCGGCUCCGUACGGUCAGGUGAACUCUUCGGUCCCACCUGUGUACGACAAUCCGGUGAAAUUCGACCACGCCGGUGGGUAUUUCGACGACAGGUACGGAGGUUUUGGUCGGAGCCGGUCCGACUUGGGGUCUGAUCCGUAUGGGAAGCGAUCGGAGGAGUCUCCGCGCUACGAUUCGAUUCGCGAUGACGGUGCGUAUGCGUAUGAAGGUGGCAAGGUGGAGCCGUACGGGGCUCGGGGCACCGCGCCGAAGUCUUCGACGUGGGCGCCCACGUUCGACGACUAUGGGAGGUCGAUCGGUUUCGGUUCCGGAAAGGAUUCGACGGUGACUUCGAAUUCGAGCAAGAUCGUGAGGGCUGUCCCCAAGGCCGAAACUCAACAAGACGUGAAGAGUGGGGUCCAGAAGUUUCGGGUCAAGUUGCUGCCGGAGAGUCUUGGUCAGAACACCAUGGAUGUUCUCUGCCAGAUUGGUUUGGAUGGAAUUCGCAUGCUUGAUCCCAGUACGAGUCGGACAUUGAGAAUAUAUCCUCUUGAGAACAUUACAAGAUGUGAGGUUUCGGAUUCAUCGACGCUUGCAAUUUGGUCCAAGAGCUCUGUGGACAUUGAGCCUAGACGUAUCAGAUUGCAAUCAAAUGGUUACACUACCAAUACUCUUCUGGACACAGUGACUGCUGCAACUGUACAGAUCAAGGAGAUGGGUGGAAGAAGCAGGCCUGCUGAUUCUUUCAAGACAAAUGAACAGCCUACGGAUAAGAAGAAAGGUUUUGGAGAUUGGAUGAACAUAAUAAAGCCUGGCAAUGAGGAGAAAGAUCAUUGGGUCCCUGAUGAAGCAGUUUCAAAGUGUACAGGAUGUGGGACAGAUUUUAGUGCUUUUGUGCGCAAGCAUCACUGCAGGAACUGUGGAGAUAUUUUCUGUGACAAGUGUACCCAUGGUAGAAUUGCUUUAACUGCUGAUGAGAAUGCUCAGCCAGUAAGAGUUUGUGACCGAUGCAUGGCAGAAGUGACUCAGAGGCUGAGUAAUGCAAAGGAAGCGGCUAGUAAACCUGCAGCAGCGCUGCAGAGUCAUGAGGAUCUUGCCAAGAAGCUUCAGGAGGAGAUGGAAAAGAAUCGAAGGGCAUCAUCAGUGUCCAAGUCUGAUGGAUCUGGGAGGCGGAUGAAGGAAGUUGCCUGUCCUAUAUGCACUGUCCAUUUGCAGGUCCAAGUUCCUAGCUCGGGUUCUGAGACCAUUGAGUGUGGGGUUUGCCAGCAUCCAUUCCUUGUGAGUGCCCACUGAUAACAUGUGUCGAGAAAGUGCUUCAAUUUCUGGAAACGAUUUGGAUUAGAAUUGUUAAUUAAUUUUACUAAUUGAGCUAUGUUAAUAAUUUGGAUUAGCAUUUGUGUAUUGUUUAUCCUUUGUUUGGUUUUACACUUUGUUGACCUGCUGUCAGCUGUUUUUACUGCGGUAGUGUAUAUUCAGUUUUUUCUUGUAAGCUACAUCAAGUGGGUCGUCCAUGGCUUUGUGUAUGUACGCAACGGUUAAAUCUUCAUAUGAAUACAUGUAUUAUAUUAUGUGCUCUAUUCAA
This is a messenger RNA of Quercus robur (English oak), 2237 nucleotides long. Its product is annotated as protein FREE1. Gene Ontology annotation, cellular component: ESCRT I complex; late endosome membrane. Bases 182 to 1948 code for a protein of 588 amino acids. The record is from RefSeq and is a predicted model, not a curated record. Lineage: Eukaryota; Viridiplantae; Streptophyta; Magnoliopsida; Fagales; Fagaceae. Gene Ontology annotation, biological process: intralumenal vesicle formation; multivesicular body assembly. Gene Ontology annotation, molecular function: metal ion binding; ubiquitin binding. The transcript is spliced from 10 exons.